AUGCUCUCUACUCUCAGACUCGCCAGCCGCCGGGCUGUGUCCCGCGAUGCUAGCGUACGCUCCGUGAUUGCUGGCGCUAGAUACGCUUCCACCUGGUCCAACGUUCCUCAGGGUCCUCCUGAUGCUAUCCUUGGUAUCACCGAAGCCUACAAGGCCGACUCUUUCAAGGAGAAGAUCAACCUGGGUGUUGGUGCUUACCGUGACGACCAGGGUAAGCCCUUUGUCCUGCCCUCCGUCCGUGCCGCCGAGGACAAGGUUGUUGCAUCUCGCUUCGAUAAGGAAUACGCUGGAAUCACUGGUAUCCCCUCUUUCACCAAGGCCGCCGCCCAGCUUGCCUACGGAGCCGACUCUCCCGUCCUGAAGGAGGACCGUCUCGUCAUCACACAGUCCAUCUCCGGUACUGGUGCUCUGCGAAUUGGCGGUGCUUUCCUCCAGCGCUUCUACCCCGGCGCGAAGAAGAUCUACCUUCCCACGCCUAGCUGGGCCAACCACAACGCUGUCUUCAAGGACUCGGGCUUGGAGGUUGAGAAGUACCGCUACUACAACAAGGACACCAUCGGCCUUGACUUCGAGGGUCUUAUCGAGGACCUCAAGGCUGCUCCCAGCAACAGCAUCAUCCUGCUCCAUGCUUGCGCUCACAACCCCACUGGUGUCGACCCUACCCAGGACCAGUGGCGCAAGAUCAGCAACGUCAUGAAGGAGAAGGGACACUUUGCUUUCUUCGACAUGGCGUACCAGGGAUUCGCCAGUGGAAACGCCGAUACCGAUGCCUUCGCACCGCGACAUUUUGUUGAACAGGGCCACAACAUUGCUCUGUGCCAGAGUUUCGCCAAGAACAUGGGUCUCUACGGUGAGCGUGUCGGUGCUUUCUCUCUCGUCUGCGAGUCCGCCGAGGAGAAGAAACGUGUCGACUCUCAGAUCAAGAUCCUCAUCCGUCCCUUCUACUCUAACCCCCCUGUGCACGGCGCCCGUGUCGCUUCGACCAUUAUGAACGACCCCGCGCUUAACAAGCAAUGGCUCGGCGAGGUCAAGGGUAUGGCCGACCGCAUCAUCGAGAUGCGUGCUCUUCUCAAGAAGAACCUUGAGGAGCUUGGCAGCAAGCACGACUGGUCCCACAUCACCAGCCAGAUUGGCAUGUUCGCCUACACCGGUCUCAAGCCCGAGCAGAUGGAGGCUCUUGCCAAGGAGCACUCCGUCUACGCCACCAAGGACGGCCGUAUCUCCGUGGCUGGUAUCACCACCGGCAACGUCAAGCGCCUUGCCGAGUCCAUCUUCAAGGUGACCGGUUAA
Molecule: messenger RNA, 1290 nt
Organism: Aspergillus mulundensis
Lineage: Eukaryota; Fungi; Ascomycota; Eurotiomycetes; Eurotiales; Aspergillaceae
Product: putative aspartate aminotransferase
Exons: 5
Coding region: 1-1290 (429 amino acids)
Biological process (GO): biosynthetic process; L-aspartate catabolic process
Cellular component (GO): mitochondrion
Molecular function (GO): L-aspartate:2-oxoglutarate transaminase activity; pyridoxal phosphate binding
Source: RefSeq, a predicted model, not a curated record